Messenger RNA from Phragmites australis (common reed), 2045 nucleotides. Its product is annotated as replication factor C subunit 5-like. The coding region runs from base 48 to 1907 and encodes 619 amino acids. Gene Ontology annotation, molecular function: DNA binding; DNA clamp loader activity. Gene Ontology annotation, cellular component: DNA replication factor C complex; nucleus. Gene Ontology annotation, biological process: DNA repair; DNA-templated DNA replication. The transcript has 11 exons. The record is from RefSeq and is a predicted model, not a curated record. NCBI's taxonomy places the organism in Eukaryota, Viridiplantae, Streptophyta, Magnoliopsida, Poales, Poaceae.
GCCACGCACACCGUACCGCCGCGUCCACCUCCCGCUCCGAGAUCACCAUGGCGAUCAACUCCUCCUCGCCGGCACCCGCGCCGUCCCCGGCCACCACCCUUUCCGCCGUGCUCGGCGAGGACCGCCGCCGGGAGCGCAGCCACCACGGCCCCGGACUCGGACAGGGCCGCCUUCUCCCCCUCCUCAUCCCGGCAUGCGGGCGCCCCGUCGGGGCGGUGGGGAGGUCGUCACCCUCAUCCUCGCCGCACUCCCAGAUCAUGAGCAAACUCCACCGCUGGGGCACCGCCUUCCUGCCGAAGAGCGGCGCCGCCGUCGCGCGCGACCUCGAGGCCCGAAGGCGCACACCAAGCCCGCCACCACGGCCUAGAGCGUCGUCCGCGGCGGCACCGGCCGCGGCCCAGGCGUUGCCGCGCCACGAGGCGCCCGUCAUGACUGUGAGUGUCCCCGAGAGGAGGCCUUUGAGGGAGAGAGAGGAGCCCGCCGUCGGAGAGCCGGCCGCGGGAUCCAAAGCCAAUGCCGAAGCGGACACGUCCACCGGCGAGAGCGCAGGGAGCAGCGAACGCGCGACGUCGAUCACUCCUGUUGGAAGAGGAGGAGGGGGUACCUGGCUGAAAGCUUCGCCGAAGAAGACAAUGAGAUAUUUGUCACUGCAGACGGACAUCAGUGAAGAGGGCAAAUCCCCUCAGUCGCUCGCCGAGUUGCCGGCGUUGGUCGUGGCGACCGACGACAAGUUCGUGUGGGCGGACAAGUACCGGCCCAAUGUCCUCAACGAGUUCAUCUGCAACAAGGCCGUCGCCGCCGAGCUCUAUCAGCUGGUUGUUGCACACCAGUGCAAGCAUUUCAUAUUUGAAGGGCCGCCGGCGGUUGGGAAGAGAAGUAUGGUGUUGGCACUUAUAAGGGAUGGUUUUGGUCCUGAUGAUCUCAAGAUAGAGGAACAGACAAAGAGAUUUGAGUUGAAGGGAGAAAUUAGAAAGCAUAUUGAUGUCAGAGUGAAGAUUUCAGGACAUCAUGUGGAGGUAAACUUGGCUGAUUUACAUGGCUAUGAGAAGUAUGUCAUAACUACUUUGUUGAAUGAAUCCAUCCCAUCACCAAACUCGGUUUGUGAUCAUACUAAAUGCAGAGUGAUUGUUCUCCAUGACGCUGAUAAACUCUCGUCCGAUCUUCAACGUUAUAUUGGUUGGUUUUUGGGGAGGUAUUCGGGGUGCGACAAAAUCAUUUUCUGCUGCUCCGAUGCUUCAAACCUUGAUGCUGUCAAACAUCUUUGCAAGGUCGUGACACUUCAGCCACCUUCAUUUGAUGAGAUAAUAAAGGUUCUAGAGUACAUCGCAACGCAUGAGAGCAUCUAUUUGCCUCAUGAUCUUGCCAGGAGAAUAACAGUAAGCGCAAGCAAUAAUCUCCGACAGGCAAUACGCUCUUUUGAAGCUACUUGGAAGGCAAACUACCCGUUCAUAGAAGGCCAAGCUAUAUUGACAGGAUGGGAAGAGGAAAUCUCUAAUUUGGCUAGAAAUAUCAUGGAGGAGCCAAGUUCAAAGCAACUAUUUGUUAUCCGGGGGAAGAUCAGAAAAUUGAUUGAACAUGAUGUGUCACCUCAUUUCAUUUUCUCUCACCUGGUCGCUGAACUGAAAAGGGACAAGGAUGAAGAGUUUCAGCAUAGUAUAGAUGAAAUGGCGUUGGACUUGAACCAUUGCAAAGAAUGCAAGCUUCUAAAAGGACAGUGCAAAGGAUGCAAAUCUCGGGAGGCAGCUUUGGAAAUGAGAAAUAUGAACAUAGAAGGUUUUACCGAGGAGGCUCGUGACCAUGGGGAAACCAUCCAAUGCUUCAUAAUGAUUGAAGAAUUCACUGUGAGGUUCAUGAGCUUCUACAGAUCUUUAGUAGCGAAGAACUCGAAUAGAAGCGGUGCUCAAUGAAGAACGACUCAUAGCUUCAGUCGACAAAUCCCCUUGCGGAAGUUCUGUCGUACUGUUGGUACCUAAAUAAGACGCGAUGUGUCUUCGGAUAAUCAAAGCACCUCAAGAACGAUAGUGGUCUCGUUUCUACAUCCUGUA